CAUCCAUAAAAACAAGAAACUAUUAUAGCCACCCUUUCUUUGAUUUUGAAGAAAGGAGACUUGCAGAAUUGAAGGCUUGAGGAAAGCAACAAAAAAUAAAAAGAAAAAAAAAAAAGCAGAAAAGAGAAGAAGGCCGGAUUUUCUCAAUCCCUUUCUUCCCUUGAAUCCUUCAUCCUCCUUAUUAUAAUUCAUGGGAAGAAUUUUUCCUCCGGAUUAUUAUCACCACCACCACCAUUACACCGCCUUUCCUCUCUUGUCGUUGUCGCUAUUUGUUUUGUCCAUUGCCACCACCUUGUCCAUCGUCACGGCGCUAUGCGGUUUCAUGAGUAGCAAGGAAGAAGACGUCCAAGAGGGAGUGGAGAAAGAUGGCGAUAAAAAUAAUGGUGACAAGAAUGACGGUGGAGAUACCCUAACGUCUCCCCCUUCUAACAACAGCGAAGACGAGGAGGCGGCGGAAGACGAGGAGACGAGCCCGCCGCUGCCGCCGCCACCGGCGAUGCGGUCGGCGUCGUACCAUCACCGGUCGAGCUCACAGGUGUCGCUGAUGGGGCCGCCGGCAAAAAAGAAGCUGGCGUCGAGCAUGAGCAUGAAGGUGGCGGGGCUGGGGUCGAGCCAAGCGCCGAAGAAGGACGACAUAUUCGCCGGCGCCGGCGAGAAGAAGCGCGACAAGAAGCUAAAACACGAGGAUUCCAUAUGGACGAAGACGAUCAUUUUAGGAGAGAAAAAUAAAGUCCGCAACGACAGUCAAGAGGAGAUUGUUUACGACGAGGACGGGAAUCGGAUAACGCCGUACCACCCCAAAACGUCCACCGCUCCGCCGCCGAUGUCACGGCAGAGCUCCGCCGUUGACGAAGGCGCCAUACCAAGAUGAUCACAAAGUACGUAUACGUACCAAAAAUGGAUGAAGGAAAUAAGGGAAUAUAAUAUAGGUGUAUAUAUUAUAUUAGGAAGGGAAUUAUAUUUUUUCCAAGAAAAUUCUCCCAUAAACCCCCCCCCCCCCCCCCCCCCCCCCAAAAAGAGAUUCUGUUAAAUUCUUCAUGUUUUUGUGUAAAAUGGAGUUGAGGGAUGCUAAUUCUUUAAUGUUCUAUGCUGUACAUUAGAAUUGAUCGAAUGAAUCUUUUCAUUUAAUUAGUAAGAUGUAUUUUACACUUUGUUUUCAGAUGUGUAAUAGAU
Messenger RNA from Ipomoea nil (Japanese morning glory), 1173 nucleotides. RefSeq lists its product as uncharacterized. The coding region runs from base 191 to 871 and encodes 226 amino acids. The record is from RefSeq and is a predicted model, not a curated record. The transcript has 2 exons. NCBI's taxonomy places the organism in Eukaryota, Viridiplantae, Streptophyta, Magnoliopsida, Solanales, Convolvulaceae.